Messenger RNA from Anisakis simplex (herring worm), 587 nucleotides. Lineage: Eukaryota; Metazoa; Nematoda; Chromadorea; Rhabditida; Anisakidae. The record is from the annotation of a GenBank genome assembly.
CCUGGCUUAGGCCCGAUCAUAUCGACGGCAUUGAUACACGAUGCAGACCUUGCCUGUAUCGGUAUUAUGAAAAUGUUAAGGAGAGUGAGCGAAGUCGCGUGGACCUGAUGUGCUUGAAUGACAUCUCGCGUGACCAUCGUUUCAUCUCGUAUCGCAAAAUGGAGAACGAAUCCAAUCUGAACUUCAGUUCGCUACUGGAUCAACUCUCAUCAGCACACAUCUCCUCACUGAAUCUACUCACCUGUCUGUCGUGCAUUUGUAAUAUUGCUCAGCACCGACCGCAAUUCAUGAGUCGUGUUGUUGGUACGUUUGCUGUUUGUGCUCUCGAGUCUCUGCAUGUCAAUCUACCACCAACACUAGCCAUGAGUCAAGUAAAAAGUGUUCGCAAAGAACUGAAAAUGCAUUUGCUGCGAUUACUAAAAAAUCUGAGCAGUGCACCGUUUCAUCAACGAAUUACAACGUUGCUCACGGAUCUUGGAGCGGGGCAGUCGGAAGUGCUACGCGCACUACCAGCCACAAGCGACAUUCGUAAACGAUCACAACGAGGUGAUGAUAACGGCGCUGAGGAACGGGACAGAAAACGAACG